Molecule: messenger RNA, 1567 nt
Organism: Zootoca vivipara (common lizard)
Lineage: Eukaryota; Metazoa; Chordata; Lepidosauria; Squamata; Lacertidae
Gene: SFN
Product: stratifin
Source: RefSeq, a predicted model, not a curated record
CGGCAGCUGAACUCAGCAGAGACUCUUGAGGGCUCUUCGAGUAGCUGCCUGAUCUCUCUCCUUGCCCAGCACUCCCUUCCGUUGCCCCCACGAUGGCCAGGAACCACCAGGUGCAGAAAGCCAAGCUGGCUGAGCAGGCCGAGCGCUAUGAGGACAUGGCCGACUUCAUGAAGGCAGUGGUGGAGGACGGAGCUGAACUCUCGAACGAGGAGCGCAACCUCCUCUCCGUCGCCUACAAGAACGUGGUCGGCUGCCAGAGGUCUGCCUGGAGGGUCAUCUCCAGCAUCGAGCACAAGACCGAGGAAGGUGACGACAAAUCCCAGCUGGUCAACGAAUACCGGGAGAAGAUUGAGAAGGAGCUGAAGGAUGUCUGCAACGUUGUCCUGGGGCUGCUGGACAAGCACCUCAUCCAGAAAGCCGGCGACCCAGAGAGCAAAGUCUUCUACCUGAAGAUGAAAGGCGACUAUUUCCGCUACUUGGCCGAGGUGGCCACUGGGGAUGACCGCAAGCAGAUCAUCGACAAUGCACGGAAAGCUUACCAAGAGGCAAUGGACAUCAGCAAGAAGGAGAUGCAGCCCACGAACCCUAUCCGGCUGGGCCUCGCCCUCAACUUUUCGGUCUUCCACUAUGAGAUCGCCAAUGCCCCAGAAGAGGCCAUCAAGCUAGCCAAAACCACCUUUGACGAGGCCAUGGGCGACCUGCACACGCUCAGCGAAGACUCCUACAAAGACAGCACCCUCAUCAUGCAGCUUCUCAGGGACAACCUCACAUUAUGGACUGCAGAGUGUUCAGGAGAAGAAGCAGGAGAGGCUGGUGAAGAGCCAAAGAACUGAACUUUGCAGACUGCAGAACGACGGUAACUCAUUGUCUCCCCUGCAACCUCACUGUCUCUCUCCCACCUGUCCCACUUUCCCAACCCAUCCUAUUUUUAUAAGAUUCGUUUUCUCCAGCUCCUGGGAGUUCCAGCUGGAUUUUGAUAGCAAAAGGGGACUGAUCCAUGCACAAAUGGGACGUCAGCAUUUACCUAACUCUCAUGUGGCAGCUUUCUGGAGGGGCAUCACUAUUUCCUGGCCUCUGUACUUCCUGGUAUGGGACCUCUUCCUGCAACCCAGAGCUCCUUGCUUUGUAUUAACUCUUGUAUCUAUCUGGUUAGCACCUGGUUAACACACGAGUCUUCCUGACCUGUCAUGGAGGACAGAGAUAUCUGAAUGUAUAUGUGUGUAUACAUAUAUUUAGUGUUUAACUGUGGAAGAAAUAAUUUUUUGUAUUGUUUUGCAUGGUAAAGUUGCCAAAGUAGCAGCUGAACAGAAUUAAGCAAGAGUUGUCACCUUUGCUUCUCACAGCCCCCUUUAAAAAAGAAAUCUGCUGGGUUUUCUCACUCAGGGCAUCCUGUUGUAAGAAGAUGGAGGUGGUGGGCCUUUUCAGGGGUAGCAGGGGGGCAGGACGGGUGGAACUCUUCCGAGCGGGUUAAGAAUAGCAAUCUCAAGAGGGCCUCUUGUUAUCAUGGUGUUACUGAGGUGGUUUGCUACAGUCUUCUUCCCCAAUAAAAAGUUCACUUUCACACCUA